This is a messenger RNA of Daucus carota subsp. sativus, 2018 nucleotides long. RefSeq names its product indole-3-pyruvate monooxygenase YUCCA6-like. NCBI's taxonomy places the organism in Eukaryota, Viridiplantae, Streptophyta, Magnoliopsida, Apiales, Apiaceae. Gene Ontology annotation, biological process: auxin biosynthetic process. Gene Ontology annotation, molecular function: flavin adenine dinucleotide binding; N,N-dimethylaniline monooxygenase activity; NADP binding. The record is from RefSeq and is a predicted model, not a curated record. Bases 366 to 1607 code for a protein of 413 amino acids. The transcript has 4 exons.
AUCGUCUCAAACAUACACUUCAGUUCCAUCUCCUAUGAACUCAAACAAUGCAAUAGAGCUCUUGUAAUAUUGUUAAUAUUGAUUAACCAAAAUUAAACACAUCUUUAGGUGGAUAAGAACUCCUAAUCCACUCCACCAUUUUAGGAUUUCUACAUCUCUUCUAAAUCUUCUUCAAGAUAAGUUUGUAGACAAAGUUUAUCCAUUGUUUUAUUUAGUCUCCCCUCAACUUCUCCUCUUUUUUGCCUUCUUUUCUGCAUCCAUUUUUGACUCUCCUUCAUUUUUUUCAAUGCCUCUCGUUCAGAUCACUCACUCAACUUGAUUAAAAUCAACCCUAAAAUCGUUAUUCUUUUUUUUUAUAUAAAUUUAUGGGUUAUUUAAGAGAAAUGGAUCACCGGAGGUGUGUUUUUGUUCCUGGUCCGGUGAUCGUCGGAGCGGGGCCCUCCGGGCUAGCAGUGGCUGCAUGCCUUAAGCAACGCGGAAUACCUAGUGUUGUUGUGGAGAGAUCCAAUUGUGUAGCUUCUUUGUGGCAGCUCAAGAGCUAUGAUCGGCUUCGCCUUCAUUUACCUAAGCAAUUUUGUGAGCUUCCUCUCAUGCCUUUCCCUCAAAGCUUCCCAACUUACCCUACUAAGCAACAGUUUGUGAGGUACCUUGAGGAUUACUCAACAAAAUUUGAGAUCAGCCCUUUGUUUAAUGAGUGUGUGGAGGGAGCUGAGUUUGAUCCGAGUAUCGGGUUUUGGCGUGUGAGGAGCGUGGGGAGGAGGGGGGAUGGGGAGGAGAGGAGGAGUGAGUUUGUGUGCCGGUGGCUGGUGGUGGCUACCGGGGAGAAUGCGGAGGCGGUGGUGCCAGAGAUCCGGGGAAUGGAGGAGUUUAGUGGAGAAAUUGUGCAUACUAGUUGUUAUAAAAGUGGUGAUGCAUUUGGAGGGAAGAAAGUUUUGGUUGUGGGGUGUGGGAAUUCAGGAAUGGAAGUUUGUUUGGAUCUUUGCAAUCAUAAUGCUACUCCUUCUCUUGUUGUUAGAGAUGCUGUACAUGUUCUACCCAGAGAGGUGCUUGGAAAAUCGACUUUUGGGCUGUCAAUGUGGUUGCUCAAGUGGUUUCCUGUCCGCCUUGUCGAUACUUUCUUGUUGAUUGUUUGUAGAAUCUUGCUCGGAGAUACUUCUAAACUUGGCCUUGUCCGGCCGUCCAUCGGACCUCUGGAGCUCAAGAAUUCAGCCGGUAAAACGCCCGUCCUCGACGUCGGGACACUUGAUAGGAUUAAAAAGGGAGAUAUCAAGGUUGUUCCAGGGAUACAAAGAUUAACAAAGAAAACAGUGGAAUUUGUUGAUGGAGAAAAGGAAAAUUUCGAUGCAAUAAUAUUAGCAACGGGCUACAAAAGCAACGUACCCUCUUGGCUAAAGGAGAGGGAAAUGUUUUCGGAGAAAGAUGGGUUGCCUAGGCGGCCAUUUCCCAACGGUUGGAAAGGCGAGAGUGGGCUAUACGCGGUGGGGUUCACCAAACGUGGCCUUCUUGGAGCAUCCAUGGAUGCUAGGCAAAUCGCGGAGGAUAUUGAACGGUGCUGGAUUGCAGAGGCCAAGAAUCUGCCUCUUCUGUCGCGGUCAUUAACGUCGUGAUCAUGUAAUGUUGAUUGUUUAGUGUAAUUUAGUUGGCUGAUUGUAGGUUUUUGUACUAAACAGGGCUUAGAAGGGCAGUUUUGGUGGGUACAUAGAAAAUAAUGUUGGUGCCAAGAGUACUGCAAGUCCUUGAUUGUGGGGUGGGGUUAAUGUGGAGGUAUUGGAGACAGAGGGGAGGGACCUCAAUACUCAGUAAUAUCCUGUACAUGUAAGAGCUAGAAAAUUGUACACAAACUUGACAAUUUUGCUUUAAUUAUGAGGGGGAUCUUUAGAUUUGCAUGUAUGGUUUGGGUUUUUCGGAAGAGGAUAGGAUUUCUCAUAGCUUGUAAUAUUGGAGAAGAGACACUGUGAUAAAACAUGACUUCUAACCAAACAAAUUUUGUAUAUGAAGGAAUGAAUGAUUAAAUUAGU